CUCCCUAGCAACGAGAAGGUGCUUGUCCUAAACAGCCGAAUCCUCGGUUACUACCGCCUCCCGAGAUGCCUCUGCAGGUUAGCGAUUACACCUGGCAGCAGACGAAGACUUCGGUGUUUAUCUCUGUGCCCCUCCGAGGCGUCUCCGUCAGAGAUGCGGACGUGUUCUGCACGGAAAACUAUCUGAAGGUCAACUUUCCUCCAUUUUUAUUUGAAGUGUUUCUCUGUGCGCCCAUAGAUGAUGAGAACAGCAAAGCCAAGAUUGGGAAUGACACUAUUGUAUUCACCUAUAUAAAAAACGAAGUGGCCAUGUAAACCCUUUCACUGUCAGGUGUUGACAAAGAGAUGAUGCAAAGAAUAAGGGAAAAAUCUAUUUUACAAGCACAAGAAAGAGCAAAAGAAGCUACAGAAGCAAAAGCUGCAGCAAGGCGAGAAGAUCAAAAAUAUGCACUAAAUGUUAUGAUGCAGAUUGAAGAAGAGGAGAGGAAAAAAAUAGAAGAUAUGAAAGAAAAUGAACGAAUGAAAGCAACUAAAGAAUUGGAAGCCUGGAAAGAAUGUCAAAGAAAAGCUGAAGAACAAAAAAGAAUUCAUAGAGAAGAGAAAUUCUGUGAACAAGAAAAGCAAAUUGAAGAAGAGAGAAAAAAAUUAAAACAUAAAAGCCAUACUAGAAUUUCAGCAUCUAGAAAUCUUGCCACUAAAGGAAGAAAUUCAGAAAAUAUAUUUUUGGAGAAGUUAAAGGAAAAUAGUAUUCCUGCUCCUCGCUCUGUUGGCAGUAUUAAAAUCAACUUUACCCCUCGAGUAUUUCCAACUGCUCUCCGGGAAUCACAAGUAGCAGAAGAAGAGGAGUGGUUGCACAAACAAGCGGAAGCACGGAGAGCAUUGAAUACUGAUAUUCCUGAACUUUCUGAUUUAAAAGAAGAAGAAAAGAAUCCAGAAUGGCUGAAGGACAAAGGAAACAAAUUGUUUGCAACAGAAAACUAUUUGGCAGCUAUUAAUGCAUAUAACUUAGCCAUAAGACUAAAUAACAAGAUUCCACUAUUGUAUUUGAAUCGGGCUGCUUGCCACCUAAAACUAAAAAACUUACACAAGGCCAUCGAAGAUUCUUCUAAGGCACUAGAAUUACUGACACCACCUGUUGCAGACAAUGCUAAUGGAAGAGUGAAGGCACAUAUACGACGUGGAACAGCAUUCUGUCAACUAGAAUUGUAUGUAGAAGGCUUACAGGAUUAUGAAGCUGCACUUAAGAUUGACCCGUCCAAUGAAAUUGUGCAAAAUGAUGCUGAGAAGAUUCGGAAUAUAAUUCAAGGAACAGAACUAAAAUCUUAAUGACUGCUGAAGCAACUAGGUAUUGUACUAGAUAUUGUUUGAAGUUUUUAAAAAAAUAACUGGAGACAUUAAGAAUAUUUGUAAAUAUGGCUGAUUGUGCAGAAUCACUUUCUCUUUAGUUCUCUAGUUCUGUAGAGGGCAAAAUCUAUAGAUUUACAUAUUAUAAAUCUAUGGAAAAUUAAAUGUGUGACUUGAAUGGUUUCUGAAUAAGUAAAUCAAAACAAGAAUGAUUUAAUUCUUCUUCAAUACACAGAUUAAUUAUAUAUACAUAUACAUAUAUAUGUACCUACAUAUACAUAC
This is a messenger RNA of Lynx canadensis (Canada lynx), 1625 nucleotides long. It is a transcript of the gene DNAAF4, whose product is annotated as dynein axonemal assembly factor 4. Gene Ontology annotation, biological process: cilium movement; inner dynein arm assembly; outer dynein arm assembly. Gene Ontology annotation, molecular function: nuclear estrogen receptor binding. The record is from RefSeq and is a predicted model, not a curated record. NCBI's taxonomy places the organism in Eukaryota, Metazoa, Chordata, Mammalia, Carnivora, Felidae.